AUGAAUGUCAUUGCAAAAAAUAUGGAAACAUUUAAGAAAGAUAUUGUUUUGGAGUUGAAGAAUGUCAUUGCAAACAAUAUGGAAACAUUUAAGAAUGAGAUUGUUUUGGAGUUAAAGAAUGUAGCAAAAAGGGAAUGUACUGGACAUACCAUUGAUUUGGACCUAAAUGAUAUUGUAGAAGACCUUAAAAAUGAGACAAAGGUUCUGCCUAAGAAAGAGUCUACAUCUCUAGUCCAAGAAAAAAUGAACCACGAUGAUACAGUUCAUGUUAAAAAAGAAUCUAAGAAAGAGUCUACAUUUCCAGUUCAAGACAAAAGGCACCAAGAUGAUACAUCCAAACCUAUUUGUUUGGAGUUAAAGAAUGUAGCAAAAAGGGAACAUACUGGACAUACCAUUGAUUUGGACCUAAAUGAUAUUGUAGAAGAGCUUAAAAAUGAGACAAAGGUGCUGCUUAAGAAAGAGUCUACAUCUCCAGUCCAAGACAAAAUGGACCAAGAUGAUACAGUUCAUGUUAAAAAAGAAUCUAAGAAAAAGUCUACAUCUCCAGUUCAAGACAAAAUGCACCAAGAUGAUACAGUACCCAUUAAAAGAGAAUUUAAGAUGGUGUCAUCAUCUCCAAUACAAGACACAAUAGAGAAUGACCGUAAUGUUCACAUGGUUGGGCUAAGCAAAUCCAUUAAAGAACCUGGUAGCAAAACAGUCCUAUCUCGUAAUGUGGAUGUGGAUAUGCUACAAUUAACUUUCCCACAUAACAAUAGAAUUAUUGCAUCAUGUGUUACACAUUCUGCCAAGAGUAAAGUCACUAAAUCUCUAAAACGUAGCCCAAUUGUCACCUCCCAAGUUGUAGUUCCGAAUUUGAAAAAGAUGAAAAAAAUCAAAGAUACGUCUCAGGAAUCUAGACUGGUUGAUGAGGAGAGUAUCAAUGAGUUCGCACCAUUUACUGAAUUGGAGAAGAUCAUAUGCAAUUAUAUUUUCAAUAAGGAUCUAGAUGGGAGGCCCAGCAGAAAGGUCCAGUUAUCCUACGCCCUUCUUGGAGCUUCCUUAAAUACACAGACAAGUGUAGGGCAUUGA
Molecule: messenger RNA, 1071 nt
Organism: Quercus lobata
Lineage: Eukaryota; Viridiplantae; Streptophyta; Magnoliopsida; Fagales; Fagaceae
Exons: 4
Coding region: 1-1071 (356 amino acids)
Source: RefSeq, a predicted model, not a curated record